Xenopus laevis (African clawed frog) is the source of this 5483-nucleotide messenger RNA. It is a transcript of the gene ankrd24.L, whose product is annotated as ankyrin repeat domain 24 L homeolog. Lineage: Eukaryota; Metazoa; Chordata; Amphibia; Anura; Pipidae. The transcript has 19 exons. The record is from RefSeq and is a predicted model, not a curated record. Bases 42 to 3692 code for a protein of 1216 amino acids.
AGAAACAAAGAAUAAACAUUUUUUCUGUUAGGUAUGACACAAUGAAGAGUCUGAAGGCCAAAUUUAAGAGGAGUGAGAGUCCUGAGUGGGGUCGUCUGGAUGACAAAUUGAUGUCUGCUGUAACCUGCAAUGAGUCAGACAAAGUGGAAUCCUUGCUAACAAAGAAGAGGCUAAUGCCCCACAAACUUGGCCCAUCAGGCAGAUCAGCCCUUCACACAGCUGCAGCUCUUGGACAUGUGGAAUGUCUAGAUGUCAUUUUGGCUCACCAACCCCAAUUGCUGGUUCGAGACCAGGAAGGCCAGCCUGCUCUGCAUCUUGCUGCACAGAAUGGACAUAUAGAGUGUGUUGUUAAGAUUCUACAGAAAGACUGUCCAGUGGAUCUAUCUGAUAGUCAUGGCAGAACAUCACUCCACCAUGCAGCUGUCAGUGGAAAUCUUACCUGUGCUGAAAUCCUGUGUGACUUUCAGGUUCCCAUCAACAAGAUAGAUGAAGAUGGCUUAUCUGCCCUCUCUUUGGCUGCCCAAAUGAGCUAUGGGGAUAUGUGCCAGCUACUUUUGCGGAGAGGAGCUGACGUUAACAGUAGGGACCUUCAAGGUCGGACACCCCUAAUGCUGUGUUGUGAAGCGGGCAGCACUCACACUGCUCAGCUUCUUCUAAGGGCUGGGGCAGAGAUCAGCCUACUGGAUUCAAUGGGGCAUGAUGCUCUGCAUUAUAGCAAAGCUAGAGGAACUAGCCAUAUGCAGAAAAUCCUACAAGGUACCUCACAGGUCAAAAGUGAUGUGCAUCAGGAACUUAUCACCAAACAAAUUAAGGGAAAUUCCAACGAGUCACAAAGUAAGAAUACAAAUUGUAUUGCUAAGAAGAGGAAAGCUCCUGCACCACCUACUGCAUCUAAGCAGCCUCCAAUGCCUCUUACCCAGGAUUCCAAAGAAAAAAAGAGUGAAAGAGGAAGAGAGAAAAGUCGGGUGAAACCAGAAAGAAAGAGUAAAGAGCCAAAACCCUCUACCCACAAGGCAGGUACUCCUGUUUUACAAGUGGAAACUGUUGCACUCAAAAAACAGCUCAACUCAAACAACCAAGAGCCAAUCACAUCCACAGCUCAAGAACAAUGUGUCCCUGACUCUGUAGGACAGGACCUAGCAGUCAUUUCUGAAGGACGAGAUGAGGGUAUCAAACUGGAAGAAAGUGUUAUAGUGACCACUGAGGAGAACAUCAGUAUAUCUGAGAAACAAAGUUUACAUACCAUUCAUAAAGAAAGCAAUAGAAGUCAUCAGAAUAUUGUGAAAAAUGUCUCUCAAAAAGAAAACAUACAUUUCCAUGAGGAACAGGAGGCAGCAGAAGAAGAUGACCAGCAGAUGAAGGGUGCCAAUAGUGAGCAAAUUGAUCCACCAGACAAGGAAGAUGGAAGUGUUUCUGAUCCUGAGAUAAAUAAAACGUUACAUGAUAAGAAACAGGGUAAAGAUUUGCUUGAAGAUGAAAGUGUCCCUUGUUCUGAGGAGCAGAAACUCCAGGUCACAUAUGAAACUGAUGAAUACAAAGAUGACAAAACAAUUUUACAGGAUCCAUGCGCUGAGCAGAAUGCUUCACUUGCCCAGGAAGAUAUCAUCUCUGAUCACAGUGAACUUACUGAAAUACUGAACUUCCAAACUAAUAUUGCGCCUGAUGCUGACUCCCUGCAGGAACAUUAUAUUACCUUGGAACCUGAUUCUUGCCAAGAUCAAAUGCAUUUCCAACAGGAUGUUACAGAGUUAUCAGAGGAUGAUACUGCUAUACAAACAGAUUAUGAAAACGGGUCUGUACAGGAAAUAGGCAACCUAAAGAAAGAAAUGCAGAAGCUGAGGGCAGAAAAUCAGGAGUUGCAAGAUAAAAUACAGAUACUUGAGAAUUAUGAGCGCGAUGAAAGUGAUAUGGAAAGUUCUGCAGACUUUAUUCCACUCAUCUUGUAUGACUCCCUUCAGAGUCAAUAUAUGCUUCUGCAAGAGCAGCUCAAAGAAACCCAGAACGAAUUGCAUCUUUUGCAAAGUUCCACAGAGCAACUGUCAUCUCCGUCUUGCAAACUGAUUCCUUUUGAGGCUUAUGAACAGCUCCAAAUUGAACAAGAAGCUUUGAAACAAUCAUUUAAGAAGCAGGAGAACACAAAGGAUCUUGAGCAUUUUGAGAAUGAGGAGGAACUGCAAAAUAUGGUGGAAGCAAAUAUGCUGCUACAGAGUGAGAAAAGAUGUAAUGAAUUGGAGGAGAAAUUAAAGAAGCUGCAGGACUAUAAAAGUCAAUGCAAAGAUAUGCAGAAAGACCUGAAAAAGCUACAGGAGAGUGAAGAGAGGUGCAAGCAGCUACAAGAAGAAGUUCAAAUACUUUGUGAAAAUAAAAAGCAGUACAAACAAAAUGACGAGGUUUUGGAAAAACUGCUGGAAAAGGAGGAACAAUGUAGAACAUUGCAAGAAGAAGUAAGGGGACUUAAGGAACAAAUUGAAAUGGGAAUUCUUAGCACAGAAGAUGCAAAUAAAGGCAUAGUAAAAGGUGAUGAGAACCAAAAGUAUAAGGAAUGUAGAGACAUUGCUGAGGACCAAGAGCAGCAGAAAGAGCUUUUGGAGAUAUUAUUUCAAAGGGACCAACAGAUUCAGCAACUAAAAGAGGAGUUUGAAGAUGCAGUGGGUUUAGUUCAGAGUGAAAAGAAAAGAAGAGAAACUCUGGAAGCUCUUUGCAAACAAAGAGAGGAUGAACUAAAAAAGUUGAGAGAAGACAGGCAAGUAGAAGAGAACAAAGAGAUGCAAUACUUGUGUGAACAGAAAGAUAUUUUGCAGAAAGAAGCACAAGAGUUACGGGAUCAAUUAGAAAAAUCUAAGACUCAAAAUGCAGGUAAAGGAUCCUUGCAUCAAACACAAGAAUUGUUGGAACAGACACAGGAACAUCUCUCUAAUGCUCUGCAGGAACUGAAAACCCUUCGUGAGAAUGCAGUACCCAUACAGGUGCAUCGUCAAGAGCAAGAAUCGCUAACUUGUGAGAUGCAGGACCUGAAGAUUAAAGUGAGACAACUAGAGCAAAAACUACAGAGCAGGGAACGGGAAACAGAGAAGUUGCAACAUGAAUUAGAUGCUGUACAGGCUGCAGAUCAAACAACAGAAGCAUUGAAGAAUGAGGUGACAUCUUUGACACAGAAACUGAGUGAACUAAGCAAACGCCAUGAGCGAACAAGUGUAGAAGUGUUUCAGGUUCAGAGGGAGGCUCUUUUUAUGAAAAGUGAGAAACAAGCAGCUGAGGAGCAACUGGAGAAAGUGCAGAAACAGCUGGAAAUUGUGACAGGGCAGAUGCAACACAUACAGGAGAAAGGCCAUGUGAUGUCAGAGCUUCCUGGGGAAAAGGAACAAAGGAUCUCAGAAUUAUCCCAAGAAGUUCUUGUCUUGAAAGAAUCUUUGAACAGACAAGGAGAACAGACCAGCCUGGAACAUGAACUGAAGAGACUCAGAGAUCAAAGAAAGGGUGAGCAACAAGACCAGCAUAGAAUGCAAAAGGAAAUAACGAGUUUGCAGCACAAACUUAAUACCAUGGAACAAAAACAUAAAGAAUCUGAGGUAUAUCACAAAUCAGUUAUUGAUACAUACAGGACGCACCUACUUUGUGCAGUGCAGGGUCAGAUGAAUGAAGAUGCCCUAAGAAUUUUGCAACAAAUCCUAAAAAUGAGGCUUGAUCAGUGAAAUUUGGUCGUGAAACAAUGAAAAUUCUGUUAAAAAAAUAAAUACAUUGUACUCUCUCUGUGCUCCUUUCCAUUUUGCAUGGAGCAUAGAAGAUAAAAGAAGAUAUACAAGGGUACAAAAUGAACUUUGAUUUCUGACAAUAACAAAAAGGCAGAGAUGACCUCAAUAAAAUAAAUAUAAAAUUAUAAAGAGGUGUGCUUUCUCUUUGUCACAUACUAUAAAUCAGCAUAUGCUGGAAUAUUUAGCUGAAUGGAAGCCAAAAGGCAGGGCCGCCAUUUUUGGUGCUAAAAGGGGCAGGCCAGAUAAGGAUGUUUCAUUCUGACAUUCCUUCUAAAAAAAUGUAUCCGCUCUGUUUUAACUCUUUGUUGAAUUCCAAACUGUGUCAACAGGAGCAGGGCCAGAACUAGUGGUAGGAAGAAGAAGAAGCAUUAACCUAGGGCACAAAGCUUGAGACUGUCAGGAACAUACCUUCUCUUUUGCCUAACCCAAGUCUGGGCCAAUGUCCCCCACUAACCAGUGAUGAGUAAGUUCCUAUCCUCCAAGUGAAACGUGCAUAUGUUCGUUUGUGCACUGGGGGGCGAUUUAGCCAGCCAAGUUGCCUAGGACGCCAGCCAGCCAGCCUGGCCGGACAACGAACAAGAACAGAAGAACAAUACCUUGGAUGCAUGAGUAAUGCCAUGUGCUUGCAGAAGUUAUGAAUUGAGCCUCACAACUGACAUUCCAGUGAGUAGGUCUGGGUUUGGUGGAUUCUAGGAUAAGUAUAAGGAUAAGUAUUGUGCUAAGCAUAUUAUCAGUAGGUACUGAUUUAAAUGCACCUUUCUUACUAGAGAUAAAUAUAUUAUUAAAUUCUUUGUUUGACAAGCAGGCUUACUAAUUUUACACUGCAUACAGGGCACAACAUCUCCAGCUCCAUAAUUAGUAAGCAGAAGCUGAAGUAUUGAAAGCAACAUUUGUAAAACUGAGAUUUGGUGUAGUAUAUAUGAUUGAUAUUACUAGCCUCAGUUCUGAGCCAAGUGGAUAUUAUAACUUUGUUUUGCUGUGCCCUAAUUCCUCCUGAGAACUUGACUAGCCAAUGUUGGGCUACAAGUUAUCCCAAAAAGCUUCGAUGUUCAUGGAAUCUCCCUGAUAACUGAUACCAUAUUCAUUACAAAUUACAGGUAGCUUAACCUUUUUCAAUGUGACCAGACAUUUACAAUGUGAUAAUUUAUAGCAUGGCAAUAAUUGUAUGAUGAUUGCCUACUUAAGACACCCAUUUAUUUUAAAUAAGCAUUGAAGGGAUUCUCUAAUCUGUAGGUUGGGUUUAGCAGAUCCGGACAGUGAGUGUGUGCAAUCUGAACUGCAUCCGAAAAGCUGUAUUAUAAAUGACUUUCAGAUGUUCGCAGAGGUUCCAUAUCUACUCAGUGUGAGAGGGUCCAUCACACGCCUGUUGCCUUUUGUAGUGGAAGAUAUCAGUAAGUAGAAGGCAAGGCUUUAUUAUCCAGAUUUAUUUAAAUACAUUCAUAUAAUAUAAACUUUUAUUAUAUAUAUUAACAUUUACUCAUCAACAUAGGUUAAACAAAAAUUACAUUUGUCAAAUUCAUUACUGUGUGAACUACUUUUCUGUUUUCAAGUUAUCCCUUGUUUUACAAUUUCUUGACAAUUUUGUAUAAACUUGAGAUAACAGUAAACUAAAUGUGUGUAAGAAUAUAAAUUAAGCAUACGUUAAUAACAAAAUUAAACAAAAUAUUGAUAGUAUUUUGUUACAUCAUCUCAUAAUAUGUUCAGAUCCACCUGAGAAUGUAACGAUUUCCA